AUGAGUAGAGCUUUGAUACGAGGGGCCGUGUGCCAAUCUUGUCGCCAUGAAGUGCUUCGAUCAUUUCUUGCCGUCUCCGGCGUACCGAUGCCACGAUUCUCUUAUUCUACGCGCUUAACCUUGAACUCCAGGGCUUUCUCUGCGGUAGCACCGUUGCGAUCUGACCGUCCUCCUGUCUCGAAUCCUCCUGAUAUCAUCCUGUCACCAGUGGUUGAAACAGCACCGGAAAAUGAAGAUAACGAACCCACUACAUCCAAUGUCCCCUGGUAUCUACGGGAAGGGGCUCCAAUCAGGGAAACCCGCCCAAUAAUUGGUGAUCAUAUCCCAGAGCUCCCCGAGAAUUCUCCUGAAAUACUUCAGGUUCUCCUCGAGUACUCCUACAAAGAUCUUGGUCUGGAUGAUUUGAAAUUAUUUGAUCUUCGCCACCUUGAUAUCCCUGCUGCACUAGGCGCCAAUGUUAUCAUGAUCGUUGGCACCGCUCGCAGUGUGAAGCAUCUAAAUGUUUCUGCGGAUCGGUUAUGCCGGUGGCUGCGGAAGACAUACAAACUUUCACCACAUGCCGAUGGAUUGCUGGGUCGAAACGAGUUGAAAAUCAAGCUGCGUCGCAAGGCCAAACGCGCCCGUGCUGCUAGCCAUGCGGGCACAAUGAUCGACGAGAAGGAUGAUGGUAUUACAACAGGCUGGAUCUGUGUGAACGCGGGAAUAGUCGACAAGGGCUCUUCUCAAACCCAGCUUAGUGAUGUCGGAUUUGAAGGCUUUGGUCAACUGGAUCUCGGGACGAGCGUGGUGGUUCAGAUGUUCACCGAGGAAAAGAGAGCCGAUGUUGACCUAGAUGGUCUAUGGCAGGGGACUCUGGAUCGAGCUGAGCGCAGUCGACUUAGACAUGAGUCUGAGACUGCUUCCGCUACCGAUUCUCCCAGCUUUACUUUCUCUGCCGGUGGAAUGAGUACCCCUGGAGGUCAGCGCCGAGGUCUUCAUACCGGACGGCAAAUCAAGGUGGGCUCAAAUCAAGAGGAUAACGGACUUGAAAUGAGCACGGACUACUUGAUGGAAAAGCUAGCUGCACUUCCGCACGAGAAAGCUCGCAUUCAGCUUGGAGCUGGUCCUGAGGAUCAAGACUCAACACUCUUUUUAAAGCAAUUGUACGUCAGUUUGCCAGCCGACGCAACAUCCAAGACAACGAGCCUCACAAAACUGAGACUUUCUAUAAUUGCAGUAUCCCGACAACACCCCGGUUAUAGCAAGGAAUUCCUGGUCAAUGCACUCAACGAUAUUCUCUCCGCUGACGACAAAGUACCCGAUGAGCUCGGCUUUGAUACCGUUGCUGCUUUGUUGACACCUCGGCUUGGAGAGACCCCAGCGCAAGAACCCACACAGUUCCUGCCCGAUUCAGACGUAGAGCUUGCAUUACAGGUUCUCGAACGACUGAGCGUUCGUGGUGUACCAAUUCUCAAUAUGAGAGUGUUCAACGUGCUUUAUGAUGUGGCAGCCUUGGCCCCUGAGCCAUAUAUCUCCACUGAAAAAGCUCAACGAACGGUGGAACACAGACAGCAGUUGUUGACUCGUCUCUCUAAGAUUGUUUCCGCAGCACAGGUCUCAUUUGACGAGGUCGAGGCUCGUAAACUUAUGUUCAACCAACUUCGGUACCAAGAUCUUGACGGAUUCUGGCGCCUGUGGCGCAUGUUCCCCCUGCAGAAAGCCUCUCGUACCCAAGCAGAUUACAUGAAAAUGUUCCAAGUUCAUGCAGAGCUGGGAGAUGAGCGACGAGCUCGUGACUGUCUUUCCACAUGGGUCCCCAUGAUGAGCCGAGAAACCACUCCAAUCAUUCUGCAAGGGCCCAUUGUGUCAGCUAUUAUGGAAUGUAUCCUGGUUGCUGAUCCGGAGAUUCGAUACCGAGAGGAGGAUGGUUCUCGUAAUUAUUUCACAGCUUUAUGGGCUCAGUGCCAGCGGGCCCUUGAGCAGGCCGAAGAGAUGAUGGAGGAAACUGUCAACCAUGUAUAA
Molecule: messenger RNA, 2001 nt
Organism: Penicillium malachiteum
Lineage: Eukaryota; Fungi; Ascomycota; Eurotiomycetes; Eurotiales; Aspergillaceae
Product: RsfS/YbeB/iojap family protein
Exons: 1
Coding region: 1-2001 (666 amino acids)
Biological process (GO): mitochondrial proton-transporting ATP synthase complex assembly; mRNA stabilization; mitochondrial gene expression
Cellular component (GO): mitochondrion
Source: RefSeq, a predicted model, not a curated record